Calypte anna (Anna's hummingbird) is the source of this 536-nucleotide messenger RNA. It is a transcript of the gene MRPL55, whose product is annotated as mitochondrial ribosomal protein L55. The transcript has 4 exons. Gene Ontology annotation, cellular component: mitochondrial large ribosomal subunit. Bases 167 to 499 code for a protein of 110 amino acids. Gene Ontology annotation, biological process: translation. NCBI's taxonomy places the organism in Eukaryota, Metazoa, Chordata, Aves, Apodiformes, Trochilidae. The record is from RefSeq and is a predicted model, not a curated record. Gene Ontology annotation, molecular function: structural constituent of ribosome.
GUCACGGGGAGGGGGCGGAGCGAAGAGGGCGUGGUCACGUGAGCGGAGGGCGGCGGACUCAACCACAGCAGAAGGGAGGAGGGGGGGGAGCGAAGAAGCCCUUCUCCCUUGGGCUGUCCCCAGGAAUUUACCUCUUGAGGAGGAUCCAUCCUUUAGCUGCCCUAAGAUGGCGGCCGCAAGGCGGGCGCUGAGGCUGCUGCCGCCUUUCACCACCUCCUCCCGCCACAACUCCAACCGCGCCGCCAUCUCCCACCUCCACCGGCAGCUCUACGGCCGCCUCUACCCUGUCCUCCUGGUGAAAACCGACGGCUCCACCGUCCACCUGCGCUACAAAGAGCCCAAGAGGAUCCUGAUGCUGCCCCUGGACAGCAGCACUCUGCCUGAGGAGGAGCGCAAAGCACGGCUGAGGAGGCACUUCCCCAGCAAGAUAAAGGCUGAGGAGGAGGAGACCUUCGACAGCAUCGACAUGGGCACCUACAAGAAGUUCUGGAAGAAGUGAAGGCCUGAAAUAAAAAAAUUACCGAGUUUGUCCACCC